Mauremys reevesii (Reeves's turtle) is the source of this 833-nucleotide messenger RNA. RefSeq names its product phosphohistidine phosphatase 1 (gene PHPT1). The transcript is spliced from 3 exons. The record is from RefSeq and is a predicted model, not a curated record. Gene Ontology annotation, molecular function: protein histidine phosphatase activity. Bases 45 to 410 code for a protein of 121 amino acids. Gene Ontology annotation, cellular component: cytosol. Gene Ontology annotation, biological process: peptidyl-histidine dephosphorylation. Lineage: Eukaryota; Metazoa; Chordata; Testudines; Geoemydidae.
GCGGAGGCAGGGCGACGCCGCUAGCGGGGCGCGGGGCCGGCAAGAUGGCGGCGGAGCAGCUGGGCGGCAUCCGCAGCGUGGACAUCGACCCCGACGGCGUCUUCAAGUACGUGCUGAUCCGCGUGCGGCCGGCGGGGGGCCCUGGGCCCGCCAGGGACAUCGUGCGGGGCCACGCCUGGGCCGAGUACCACGCUGAUAUUUAUGACAAGACUGCGGCAGAAAUGGAGAAGCAAGGCUACGACUGCGAGUGCUUGGGCGGGGGCAGGAUCUCUCACCAGAGCAAGGAGAAGAAGAUCCACGUUUAUGGAUAUUCUGUGGGCUUUGGUCGAGCAAAACACUCUGUGUCCACAAAGAUCCUGAAAGACGAGUUUCCAGACUAUGUGGUCACCUGGGCUGAUGAAGGCUAUUGACCUGGCUCUACUCCGACAGCAGCGGACAUCGCUCCCUCUUCCUAGGACUGAGAAGCCAGGUCGUUGGCUGGGCUUGUGGGAGCAGAGCCUGCACUGGCCAGUGCUCUGAAGCUGCCUGGGCUCCACUGAGUUUCCUUGUGUCUGAAGCUUCAUGGAGGAAGCGAGUUCAUUCUGCCGGGAAGCUUCUGACAGGAGAGGGACGAGCCUAGAGCAUGGGGAAUUCACCAGCCUCCACACCCUUCGGAUCCAUGAACUGUCUCAGCGCUGUAGUCUUGAGCUGCAUCUGGCGAAGGGGCAGCAAAGCCUGUGGUGGAAAUCCUGGCCCCAGUGAAACCGGGGGGGCGGGGGUGCCAUUGAUCUCAGUGGAGCCAGGACUUUUCCCUGAAUGUUUACAGUGAAAAUUAAACAGUAUCUUUAAAUUUA